Molecule: messenger RNA, 537 nt
Organism: Microsporum canis CBS 113480
Lineage: Eukaryota; Fungi; Ascomycota; Eurotiomycetes; Onygenales; Arthrodermataceae
Exons: 3
Coding region: 1-537 (178 amino acids)
Source: RefSeq, a predicted model, not a curated record
AUGGCCUAUCAAGUGGCAGCGGCCAUCGUGGCUCCAGAUAAACUGAGGGAAGGUCGAAUAGGAAGGCGAACCCCCCAGUUCCCAACAUGCUGCUGUCUUAUACCCCAUUUACAAGCUAUAAUGACGCCCUAUAUGUCGAGCUAUAAUUUUUCUUCGAUUCUGAAUACUCUGUGGAUCAUGUUCAGCGUUGCUACACUAUACCAUCUCAUUCAAUAUUGCGUUCUCGCCUUUCACGAAGCAAAAGCUAUGCAUGCGGGGCCUCAGGAUGUUCAGGAUGCCGAACAUCAAGCGGUGGAAGCCUGUAUGAGAUAUCUUGGGAAGCAAGAGAAUUCGGCAGUAAGCUUUGUUUAUGCAGUCACUUCGUUCGGCACCAAGGGGCGGGCAUGGCGGUACGAAAGAGGCGACGAUUAUCUUACUCCUCUUUUCGGCUCAAAUGAUCUAGCAGAGCGUGGAGAUUAUGUCGAGCUACAUUCGUCCGAUGCAGCGUUGCUCAAUCGGGCAUUCAACGUGAUGAGAACUGUCAAACCAUACACCUAG